AUGCGUAAAGGGGUCGCUGAAAAACUGCAGUUUAAGUUCAAUUUCUCGCUGGUUAACAUGUUGUUUAAGAGCAAACAAGAGAACAAGGCACCUCAUCGUUCCGAAAAUACUUUCCUUCUACUUGAUGCUAGAGAUAUAUGUAAAUCAAGUGAACUUCUACAACACAAAGAUCUAUUAAUUUUGGACGAAGUGAAUGUAGCAAGAGAAUGGAAAGAGCAAAAUAAAGAAAGAAGACUUGAAUUGUCGCUUCCAUCAAAAACAGCGCAGUUCUCAAAUUACGUAGAACGAGUCCUUUUUCCUUUGCGCUUCGCGUGUUAUACACAAACAGACUACCUAGCAGUUAACAGUGGUAAUGACAGCAUCCAGAAAUGCAUUCAGAAGUACUUUCAUGGCAGAACUGUUGGAAGAGAUUGCUUGAUGGAAAAAAAUUACCCCAUUUUGACCGAUGUAAACGUCGAAACUACCGUUCCUGAGGUGGUUCUGAUCAGAAAUGCUGCUACUUCACGGGAUUAUCGUGAUUACAUUCGAUUAGCAUGGAAGAAUAACUUUGCUGCUUUGGGUGUACCGGUUAUAUUCUUGGCUGGAACUGCUAAUAACCGUAAGUAUAGCAAACGAUCUGGUGUUCACGAUGUUAGUUCUGGGAAUAAAAUUCUCCUUAUGACCUACAUUUUUUUAAAAACUGAAAUUGCGACGGCGGAUAAAUUUACAGUUGGGAGCAACGAGUAUAUAAAAUAUGAGUCAUUAGAACAUAAUGACAUUGUACAAUUAGAUUUUCAAGAAGCGUAUUCUAAUCUGACUUUAAAAAUGGUAGCUGCUUACAAAUAUUUGCUGCAAAAAUUUCCCAAUUUGGAAAGUAUUAUUGCUGUCAACGACGACUCUAUCGUUAAUAUUACAGCAGUCCAGCAGAUUCCAAGAAAACGUGGAACUUGGAUGACUGGUAAAGUGUCGAGAGGUUACCCACGUAUUUUUUUCUGGUUUUCAAAAUAUUACAUAGCUGGGACAGCAUAUUUGCAUCGAUGUUACCCUCCAUUUAUUCAGGGUUCAGGUUUUAUAAUAUCUCGUGCUGCGGCAGAAUCUAUUUCUCGUAACAUAUGCCAAUUUCCCUCGCUCAACUUAGAUGACGUAUUUAUAGGAAUUGCUUGCCACUGCUUACAGAUACCUUUACAACAUUACCCAGGAUUUGACGAAAGUUGUCUUGACCACUUUACCGUCCAUCACAACCAAAUUGACCGUGAAACAGCGUCAGAUAUGCUGACACUGUGGGCCUCUGUCAAAAAAAAAAUUUGA
Messenger RNA from Enterobius vermicularis (human pinworm), 1287 nucleotides. NCBI's taxonomy places the organism in Eukaryota, Metazoa, Nematoda, Chromadorea, Rhabditida, Oxyuridae. The record is from the annotation of a GenBank genome assembly.